This is a messenger RNA of Telopea speciosissima, 767 nucleotides long. RefSeq names its product poly [ADP-ribose] polymerase tankyrase-like. Gene Ontology annotation, biological process: protein ubiquitination; positive regulation of protein catabolic process. The record is from RefSeq and is a predicted model, not a curated record. Lineage: Eukaryota; Viridiplantae; Streptophyta; Magnoliopsida; Proteales; Proteaceae. Bases 32 to 643 code for a protein of 203 amino acids. Gene Ontology annotation, molecular function: protein binding. The transcript has 7 exons.
UAUAAAGUAAGAGAAGUGAGAAGGAAGAACUAUGGCGGUUCCUGAUAGGCGCAAUGGAAUGAUGGAUGACGACGAAAACGAAGAGGAGGGCCUCUUCGAAGAGGAAGAUAUGGUGGAACUCGACUCCGAUACGCCACCACACCUCCAACCACUCGCUGAAGCAGCCCAAGCCGGCGAUGUCAAUGCCCUUCGCCACGCUCUCGAUAAUUUGAGUGGCAGCAUUGAUGAACCAGUGGAAGAUGGAGAUACAGCUCUUCAUUUGGCCUGUCUUUAUGGCUAUCUGCCUUGUGUCCAGGUACUGUUAGAAAGAGGAGCUAACAUGGAGACCAAGGAUGAGGAUGGGGCAAUUCCUCUUCAUGAUGCCUGUGCUAGUGGAUUUACUGAAAUUGUCCGACUUUUAAUCAACAGUGCUAACAAUCUAGACUGUGCGCAGCAGAUGCUGGACACUGUUGAUGUAGAAGGUGAUACUCCUCUUCACCAUGCCGCAAGAGGUGAACAUGUGGAUGUUAUUCAGCUAUUGCUGGCUUCUGGCGCUUCUCCUACAAAAGCGAACAUCUAUGGGAAGAUUCCAAGUGAGCUCUCUGAUCCAGAAACGCGGGCAAGGGGAAUACUAGAGGCUGCUGCAAAUGCUGUUGCAUGUUGAUAGACUUCAUUUUUCCAGAAAUACCAAUCAGGUGGCUAGAACUGAUCAUUAUGGUUGGUCUUUAAAGGAAGCUCUUGAAUAUGUUACAGAUACCUUCAAUCUAGCUGCUUGAUAAGCUUUGGCA